GGAGACUAAGUGACAGGGCGUAGACUCAUUUGCCGCCUUUCAGAAAAGAAAACACGGUUUCUUUACGCAACCCCAAACCCAAAGUCUCCUCCUUUUUUAUUUUAAAUCCCGUGAUUCCCUGCUUCGCAUCUUAUUUUCCUUCUCUGUUCUACGUCCACGAAAAUGGACUCGCCGAUCAGCCGUCUCCCCGAGGACACUCUUCAUCAGAUCUUCUCUUCCCUCUCGCUUCGAGAAAUCAUGAUCUGCCGCUCCGUUUGCAAGCUCUUUAACCAAACCCUGACCUCACCGUCUUUCGUGCGCCUCAUCUCCAGCGUAUCCCAUCUCAAGCUCCUCGUUCUCCGCCCCCCAUACCACCACCAUAAUCAUCACAUCCGCCACUUGUCACUCCAUUCCUGCAUCCACGUCUACGAUCCCGAUCAGAACCAAUGGCUUCGAUUCAGUCUCGAUUUCCUUCCCUUCCGAUCUCCUCACCCCGUCGCGUCUUCGCUCGGUCUGGUUUACCUCUGGGCUGAUUCAAUCGACUCCAACAAGUCGCUCAUCGUGUGUAACCCCUUGACUCGUCAGUACAGAGUCCUCCCCCAGCUCGGCUCUGCUUGGUCACGCCAUGGCUCGGUGCUAGUUGACUCAAGGAACCGAGUCAUGGUCUUAACAGAACUCGCUGCUCUUUACUUCUCUUUUUCUCAGAAAACCCAGCAAUGGCUUAAAUUCUCUUCGAAUUUGCCUUCAAAACCUCGAAGCCCAAUCGUGAUUUCCAACUCCGUUUUCGCCCUAUGCGACGUGGGAUCUCCGUGGAGAAGUAAGUGGAAAUUAUUCUCUUGCGCUGUCAAAAAUUUGUUAAAUUUAAAUUUAAAUGUGAUGAACGAUAACUGGGAAUGUUUAGAAAGGCAUGAAUGGGGGGAUAUUUUCGAUAUAAUGAAAAGACCGUGUUUAAUACCUGGUAACGGGAACAAGAUCUUGAUGGUUGGCGGUUUAAAAUCGAGUUAUUCCUUUAACCAAUCUUGUUUGACGAUAUUGAUAUUGAGAUUGGAUCUGGAAACAAUGGAGUGGGAAGAGGCAACAAGGAUGCCGGAGGCGAUGCACCGGUGGUUUCAUGAUAGUAAAUUUAAGGUGUUUGGAGGAGGGGAUAGGAUUUGCUUUUCCGGGAAGAAAGUUGGGAGGCUGGCACUUUGGGAUUGCUGCAACUGGCGCUGGAUUGAUGGGGUGCCCGGAAAUGGGGAUGAGCUUUUCCGGGGAUUUACCUAUGAAGCUCGGCUUACCACAGUUCCUUAAAUUGAUGCUCAGCAUGUUCUUACGUUGUUUACUACUUUGAAUCGUUGUUGUAUUUCAAUUGAAUCACUGCGAAUGUCAGUGGGUUGAGAGGGUAUGCCCGGAAACGGGGGCAAACUUUUCUGGGGAUUUACUGUUUGAGUUCGGUUACUGUGGUUCCUUAAAUAUGCACGGUAUGUUCUUCCAAUGUUUGCUACUUUGAAUCAUUGUCGUUUUUCGUUUAUGUUGUUCUCCUGAAAUUAAUGAUUCAGGGUACUGCAAAAACACUGUAACCUAUUGUCGAAACCUCACGGAUUCAAGAGCCAAAAGUGGGAUAUGUUCAAUUUGUUCUUAGACAAUGCAACUUGUUAAUUAAGAUGAAAACAAAUCCCCAAGAAUUUUACAUUUCUUCUAUUACUAUUUUCAAUGCUUGAUUUAGACCUUGAGUGUUUUUUUAAUAUGAAAUUAAUGGAAGAAAGCGAGGCUUACGAGAUC
Hibiscus syriacus is the source of this 1740-nucleotide messenger RNA. Its product is annotated as SKP1-interacting partner 15-like. Gene Ontology annotation, molecular function: protein binding. The transcript has a single exon. The record is from RefSeq and is a predicted model, not a curated record. Lineage: Eukaryota; Viridiplantae; Streptophyta; Magnoliopsida; Malvales; Malvaceae. The coding region runs from base 163 to 1269 and encodes 368 amino acids.